AUGGCUUCUAUGAAUAAUAAAGUUAAAUUGAUCAACUACUUGCUUUGUAAGAACAGUGUUGUCGUCGAUGCAAACGAGACGCCGAGAUCAAUUUCAAAUACGCAAAAUGCAAGAAAUGUUCAGAACAACACUAUCGCUCGAAUAAAACGUUACACGAUUCGACAGAAUAUGAAAUUUUGUUGGCGGGUAAUGUUGGGUUUCAUACACAAACCUGUCUUUGUAUUGCCUAUGAUUACAAGUAUAUUUACGAUCAUAGGUACACUGGUAGUUUAUUUUACCGCACCAAAAUCACCAGUUCCAAAAUGUGAACUUAAUUUUAAAGCAACGACCCGAAAUCCAAUUGAUUAUAAGUAUGAUCCACGAUCUGUCGCCAUGGGCGACUUUAACAACGACACUUGGCUAGAUAUUGUCGUUACUAAUUAUGCUGCUGACAAUAUAGCUAUAUAUUUCGGACAUGGCAAUGGCACUGUAGCAAGCCCAGUCCAAUAUUCCACCGGCUCUGGCUCUGCUCCGCGCAUGGUCGCUGUUGGUGAUUUUGACAAUGAUAGUCGACUUGAUGUUGUCAUCGCAAAUUUCGGUACAAACAGCGUUGGUGUACUUCUUAAAUUCCAAAAUGGGUCUUUUGCAAGUCAAACAAUGCUUUCAGUUGCAUCAUCUCGCCCCGUUUGGAUCCAUUGGCGAUUUCAACAACGACAAACAGAUGGAUCUUGCUAUCGCCAAUUAUGGCACCAGCAACGUCGGUAUAAUGUUUGGAACUGGUAA
Molecule: messenger RNA, 762 nt
Organism: Rotaria sordida
Lineage: Eukaryota; Metazoa; Rotifera; Eurotatoria; Philodinida; Philodinidae
Source: the annotation of a GenBank genome assembly